Molecule: messenger RNA, 237 nt
Organism: Acaulospora morrowiae
Lineage: Eukaryota; Fungi; Glomeromycota; Glomeromycetes; Diversisporales; Acaulosporaceae
Source: the annotation of a GenBank genome assembly
AUGACUUCACCAGGAUGUUGUCCUGAUCAUUUGAGUAGAUUUCAUUUGCUAAAUUAUCAGAUGAGACAAAAGUAUAAGAUCUCAGCCCUUCAAUCCACAAAAACAUCUGAAUUAUUGAAUGAGGCUCUUCAACCUGCAGUGGCCUAUGAAUUAUCAAUUGAGGCCCAUCAACCCACAGAAACCUAUAAAUCAUCAGAUGAAAACAACUUAUUAAAUGCGUUAGGAUUAUUUAAUUGA